UGGCUAUAUAUAAACACUCGAUCUCUGAACAUUCAACAUAGGGAUAUGACGGUAUUCAAUAUGGAAGGUUUAUUCAGUUUAGCUAACAUUCCGGUGUUUUUGAUAUUCGUAACAGUUUUCUUGAUUUGUUACCUGUAUUUGAAAAGGAGAUCGAACUUCCCACCUGGACCGCCGGGUUUGCCAAUCUUAGGCAACCUGAUAUGGAUGACUGGACUAAAAAAGAAAGGGAUUAAACAAUACCAAGCGUUGUUUGAGGCAAGCAAAACGUACGGAGAUAUAGUAUCAAUUAACGUCUUAGGUCAGAAGUUCGUAUUUCUGCAUGGGUAUGAAACAAUUCGUGAGGCCUUCGUGAAGAAUGGGGAUGUAUUCAGUAACCGCCCUAGCUGGCUAAAGGGACUUCAAGAGGCUAUCAAGGAAGGGAAAGGUGUGGCAUUGCAAAGCGGAAAUGCGUGGAAAGUUCUCCGGAAGUUUGUACUGCAGACACUUAGAGAUUUUGGGGUUGGGAAGACGUCUUUAGAACAAAAAAUCAUGCGGGAAGUUGACGCUGCAAAUGACGUUCUCUACGUCACAGACGGAAAACCGUCGGACUUGCGACUUCUUACGUCAAUGAUGAUCAGCAAUGUGAUUUACGGAAUCGUUUUUGCAAAAAGGUUUGACUAUAAGGAUGAAAAGUUUCACGAAAUCAUUGAGAACCUGGAUAAAAUAUUCCAAGAUGGCGGAGCAUUUAGCCCUGUAGGCAUGGUACCAACAUUUCUUCUAAAACUGUUUUACAAAGAGGGUUACAAAGUACGCGAGAAUCGCCUGCGUACAGUGAGAUGGAUAAAAGAACAUAUCUAUGGGGAGAUAAGCAACCACGAGAGCACGUUUGACAACGAGAAUAUACGAGAUUUCAUAGAUUUGUAUCUGCAAGCAAAGAUGCAACAUUCUGAAGAAAAUAUUUUCAACAAGGGAAACAUGUUUCGUGUGAUCAUGGACCUGUUCAUAGCAGGGUCAGAAACCACGUCAAAUACAGUCAACUGGUGUAUACUUUACAUGCAGGAGUACCCGGAUAUACAAAAGAAAUGUCAGGACGAAAUAUUCGAGAAAUGUGGUGACAAGGUAGUGACAUGGGCAGAUAGAGGUUCCUUGCCGUAUAUAGAGGCAACGCUGCUUGAAAUACAAAGAAUGGCAAAUAUAGCACCUUUAUCAGUUCCACACACAAACGAGAUUGAUGCGACUUUCGGAGGAUACUUUAUACCGCGGAGGACUCUGAUUGUUGCCAAUUUAUACUCCUCCAAUAUGGACCCGCGUCACUGGGACCAGCCAGAAAUCUUUAAUCCUGAGAGGUUUAUGGAAGGCGGGAAACUGAAGAAGAACCCAGCACUGAUCCCGUUUUCAAUAGGUCCACGGAUUUGUUUAGGAGAAUCUCUGGCCAAAAUGGAAAUGUUUCUCAUCUUCACGAAUCUCCUACAGCGAUUUACCUUCUGUAGAGAAGACGAUAACGUCAAACACUCCUUCGAGAAUGUUUUAGAGCAAACCACAAGCGCUCCAAAACCAUACAAAACUCGUGCUGUGAGGCGAGCUUAGAUCAUUGUGUCUGUGAAAAUAAUCAGAUUUUCUUAAGAGUUUAUUCAAGGGAAGUAAAUGUUUAGCAAGUAUGAGCAAUGUACAGUAUGCAAAAACUCAAAUUAUAUCAGAUAUGAUUUUUGUGGUGAUUCGUCAUAAACUGAGAGACGUCUGAGGGGAAGACGGAAAUCACCAUGGUAACGGGAACUUGCGCUAUCAGUUAUCAAGCAAUUACUCUUUGUGUUCAUAUCAUAUUAUAUUGUUAUUGUUGAAGAAAGAAAGAUGAAUAUAAUUAGUUAACUAAACUGUAUCAGUCUUUGUAAUAGAAAGAA
Mercenaria mercenaria is the source of this 1877-nucleotide messenger RNA. RefSeq names its product cytochrome P450 2J4-like. The coding region runs from base 46 to 1566 and encodes 506 amino acids. NCBI's taxonomy places the organism in Eukaryota, Metazoa, Mollusca, Bivalvia, Venerida, Veneridae. Gene Ontology annotation, biological process: xenobiotic metabolic process. Gene Ontology annotation, molecular function: oxidoreductase activity, acting on paired donors, with incorporation or reduction of molecular oxygen, reduced flavin or flavoprotein as one donor, and incorporation of one atom of oxygen; iron ion binding; heme binding. The transcript has 8 exons. Gene Ontology annotation, cellular component: intracellular membrane-bounded organelle; cytoplasm. The record is from RefSeq and is a predicted model, not a curated record.